GUUACCAUGGAGAUGGCCAGCAGGCCGCGGAUUCAGGGCAGGUUGUGGACCCCAAGGAUCAUCGACCAACAGUCAUUCGGAAAACCUUCGUUGUUUUCUGAUGGAAAUGCGAUGUCCUUGAGCUGCACACCCAAGAAAUGGCAGUUCUUGUGAAGUCAGGAUCUCUAGUAACAGCUGAUUGGCUCAACUCUGUGGAUGGCCGGGAAUAUCUGGCCAGCAUCUUGCGCAGAAACAAGAGGAAAGUAUUUGGAUUACUUGAACGGCCGAUGCUCCCUCCACAGAUUGCACCUGACAUUGCGAGUUACAAGAUCUUUCUGUCGGGGAAGAGCGGAGUAGGAAAAACAGCAGCAAUUGCAAAGUUUGCUGGUUUAGAAAUUUCCAAUGUUCAUCAUGAGACCACAGGAAUUCAGACAAGGACAGUUUAUUGGCCAGCAAAGCUGGUGGAGAGUGGUCGAGUGAUCAUGUUUCGCUUUCAGUUCUGGGACUGCGGUGAGGCCUCCCUGAAGAAAUUUGACCACAUUCUUGCAGCCUGUAAGGACAAGGCUGAUGCCAUCUUGUUUCUUUUCUCCUUCACUGAUCGUUCAUCAUUCAACGAUUUGCCUAGUCAAAUCUCACGGAUCGUGGAUGAUUCUGAGAAGAUUGUUAAAAUUGUGAUUGGAACCAAAUUUGACCAGUACAUGCAUACUGAUGUCACUGACAGGGAACUUCGUGAUUUCCAGCAGACAUGGCACCUGCCUGUCUUCAAAAUGAAGAGCAUCAAUGGCCCACGCUUGUCAGAUGGAAAAACGCUUGAUGGCAAAGCAGGGCUGCUGGAGGUAGAGCACAUACUGAAUGGAGUGGCUGAACAUCUUUGGUAUCAAGAUCAAGUGACAGCAGGACUAGUCCCUGCACCACACCACCGUUGAGAACCUUACAGUACUUGCUGAGGUCGCUACAGCCUCUUCUCUGGAGCACUCUGUUCUUAACAUAUGUCUUGAAGGUAGUGAUUUGUCAACACUGGGCCAAAUGUGUUGGGUCACCACAACCAUUGCAAUAUUCUGACUCCUGCAGUUCCAUAAUUGCAGCCAGUGUUCAAAUGGGUGUGAAGGUUUUCUCCAAUCCCUUAACUGGUAAUAACUCAACAAGAAGUCUGGGCAAGAGAAUUGUUAAAAGGUUGCUUAAGGCAACAAGAUGACUUAUCAGUUCAGCAUGGAUGAAUGUUGACAUUCUGGGUUGUCACUGACAGUCUUGCAACACUGAGUCAGCUAUUAAUUGCUGAAUGAACUACAAUGACUAGAAGAUGGCUGUUCUUUAUUCCUGUUCAGUUUUGCACCAAACUAUAGAGGAACCUCGAUUAUAGAAGGAAACUGGCGGUGAGUUAGAUUAGAUUAGAUUCCCUACAGUGUGGAAACAG
Chiloscyllium plagiosum (whitespotted bambooshark) is the source of this 1393-nucleotide messenger RNA. RefSeq names its product ciliogenesis and planar polarity effector 2 (gene cplane2). Gene Ontology annotation, molecular function: GTP binding; GTPase activity. The record is from RefSeq and is a predicted model, not a curated record. NCBI's taxonomy places the organism in Eukaryota, Metazoa, Chordata, Chondrichthyes, Orectolobiformes, Hemiscylliidae.